This is a messenger RNA of Phaedon cochleariae (mustard beetle), 1365 nucleotides long. The record is from the annotation of a GenBank genome assembly. Lineage: Eukaryota; Metazoa; Arthropoda; Insecta; Coleoptera; Chrysomelidae.
AUGGCCACCGACACUGACGUUUCUGUAAUUUCUGGAGAACUAAGCGAAACUACAGUAGAACAACACCUUAGAGCAACUUCCAACGAAAGUAGCAUAAUAAGUGAUAUAGUAGAAAAUAAUCUUCCAUUGCGAGAUGUCUACAAACUCGCUAUCAACUUUUAUAAAGAUAAAGAAGGCAAAGCUUUCCACUUUGGCUUUGAAGAUAAACUACAGCUCAUAGCGUUUUCUCAGCAAGUCCUUCAUGGACCUUACAUAGAAGCUUUGCCAAAGCUACCACCCUUAGGAGCCUUAGAUGUUGUUGGUAGAGAUAGAAGAAUUGCUUGGCAAAAAUUAGGACAACUGUCCUCCGACCAAGCAAGAGCAGGUUUCGUUGAAUUACUCAGUAGAAAGUGUCCUUUAUUUUCAGCUUAUGUAGAAGCACACAGGAGAGAAAAACAAGAGCAGGAACGGAGAAUUAAGGAAGCAGAUUCUAAGAAGCUUCUGGAAGAAGAAGUAAGACUGAAGAGGGUGGAGGAAGAGAAGUUUGUGAAUGAACAAAUGUUGAAGCAAGAAGCUAUCAGGAGACAGAUUCAGCAAGCACUAAAUGAACAAACUUAUGACCAAUUUAAAAGCUAUGCAGAACAGCAAUAUCCAGGUGAUCCUGAAAAGCAAGGGAAUUUAAUAAAACAACUUCAAGAGCAACACUAUAUUCAGUAUAUGAAGCAACUACAAGCAUCUCAGAGAAGCCCAAUAGAUGAUGAUAACAGUAAUCAGUCUGAUAGGGAUAUAAAUGAAACAGUUCAUGACAAUAAUUCCUCAAAUGAUAAUACAAAACAAGAAGAUGCUUCUGAAGAGCAUGGCUUGAUCUCUGCUAGUAUGUGGACCAGAUCUGAAAUUGAACCUUUCAAACAGAGUGUCUCCCAAGGGGAUGGAGAUGGGGUGGUCAGGGUGGGACAUGGAGAGACUGUUACUGUAAGGGUGCCCACACAUCCUCAUGGGUCAAGGUUGUUUUGGGAAUUUGCUACUGAUCAUUAUGAUAUAGGUUUUGGUGUGUACUUCGAAUUCGGCACGCCCACUACCGAAGAAGUUUCGGUCCAUAUAUCUGAAAGCGACGAUGAGGAUUUGGACGACUUGAAUGACGAUGAAAUCUAUGAUGACGAAACGAUACGAACGAGUGAUCUGGAAGCUGGCUCGACGUCAGUAAAUGGGGUGUCGAAGCCGUUGUUGCACGAAAUUGUGCCGGUUUACAGGAGGGACUGUCAGGAAGAGGUGUACGCCGGUUCGCACCCUUAUCCUGGCAAAGGGGUGUAUCUGCUUAAGUUCGAUAACAGCUACUCUCUGUGGAGGUCGAAAACGCUUUAUUAUAGGGUGUAUUAUACGCAUUAG